This is a messenger RNA of Dipodomys spectabilis (banner-tailed kangaroo rat), 1916 nucleotides long. RefSeq names its product chromosome unknown C8orf58 homolog (gene CUNH8orf58). The coding region runs from base 32 to 1132 and encodes 366 amino acids. The record is from RefSeq and is a predicted model, not a curated record. NCBI's taxonomy places the organism in Eukaryota, Metazoa, Chordata, Mammalia, Rodentia, Heteromyidae. The transcript has 7 exons.
GCUCCGGCCUCCUGCGGGCGGGCAGCGCGCCAUGCUGGGCCGGCGGCGCGUCUUCGCGGUGGAGCCGCUCGGCGGCCGGGAUGGGGCCAGCGAGGACCUGGCACAUGGCUGUGUAGUGCCCGGAGCUACCAGCAUCUACAGGCGGAUUCCGGAUGCCACUUGUGGUUGCUCAUUGGAUUCCUGGAGGGGAGAGGGCAGGCUCAGAGGUCACAGGAGGCCUGUGGCACUUCUCAAAUUGGCUUCCCGAGACUCAGGGGUGGAGAUGGUAGUUGGGGACAGUCCCUUGGCCACCUUUCCAGGACUUUCUCUGGACUCUCUGAAUCUUGAGCCCGUGGAGAACUCUGAGCCGGCUGCCCAGCCAGACCGGCUGCGGGCCAGCCGAAAGCUGGAGCAGGUGCUGGAGCGAGCCCGCGGGUUCCCCCGGUUGCCAGGACAGCGCUGUUCCCCGAGGCCACCUCGCCAGCCUGAGCAUGGAGCACCUGCUUUUGCAGCCCGACCAGAGCCCACUGAGGCAGAAACCAAGCCAGAGGCAGGUCUGGAAGAAGUGGAGGUGGAGGGUGGCAUGGGACCCGAAGCCAGGGCCUGCCUCCCGGGGCGGGGUCUUCGCUAUCUGGAACACCUAUGCCUCGUACUGGAGCAGAUGGCAAGACUUCAGCAGCUCUACUUGCAACUGCAGAUCCAGAGGCCCCCUGGGGAUCCUGAGGAUGAGGAGGCAGCGGCUCUGGCUCACUCAUCUUCCCUUUUACCUGCCCCAGACCAUGGGGUACAGGGGCUAGAGGAACUGCUAAGCCAGACAAAGACAGGAACAGAGGCAAUUUCAGCCCCAAAGCUGGAGAUGCUCAGCACCAGCCUUCCCCGGCUGACAGAAGCCCCAGUGGAAUCAGUUCACACCUUCCCACCCUCCCAUAAACACAAGGAUCUCUCCCACUGGGACAAGGUCAAGGUCCUGCUCAAUCGGAUCCGCUGGAGAAGCUCUAGACACCCUGAGCCUGCAGUCCUUCCUGAUGGAUAUGGUCCCAGAAUUGAGUCCAAGGAUCUCUCUGAAAUUCCUCCAUGCUGCCCCCACCAAAAGACCUUUAUGCCAUCAUUAAUGGUUAAGAAGUCACGAGCAAAAAACCUUUCUGUUUGCUGAGAACUCUUGGUGUACCUGGUGACCCGGAUGCAGGAAAUUUGCUAUGAGCCUUCCUCACCCUUUGUCUUGUGGCUGCUUCUUCACACUGCCAGGAAAAGCUAUUAAUGCUUGCCCUUCUAUGAGGCAAAGACUGAGUUUUUCUUUUUAGCAGCCUCACAAAGGAGCUCUGGUUCUGAGAAGCUCCAAGGCCUGACAGCUCUAGGGCUCCUCCUCCUUUCCAGACAUCCAGAAGAUAUGAACUAAUAUAUCAGGUGUCCAUAAAACAUGUAUGGCAUGGUGAUCUGUCUGGGCCCUUCAUGCUGCAGAUGUGUGUUCAUGCAUAAUGUAUGUGCAUCUUUGUGACUGUUAGUAUUGUCAAUUGGCUGGAAACAUCCUAUAAAGCGUCAAUGUUCUAGGGAAGUAACUGGAAGGAUGGAGCUGACCUUCAUUUCACACUGACCAGCUACUGAUCUGGAUUUCUGCUUUCCUCUUCACCCCUGAAUUGGCAGCCCUAGAACACAGAACUGUGCUGUUUUGGCUGCCUCCCUAGUGAACCUUGCCCUUGGAGAGGAUCAGAGGCAUGUGGGGAGUCACAGAAUAACUUUGAAGGUCAUCUCAAAGCUGUUCUCUGUACUAUCAUUUCCAUGCCAGAGCUGAAAUCACACACAUAGACUUGCUUUUAGGCCAUGUCAAAAAUCUCUUUACUUCUGAACCACAGCUUCCUAUUUGGGAUUAAAACUGCCUGCCCUAACUACCUCACAAGGUUGUUAUGAGGAUAAAGUGACAUUAAACUGUCUCAAAGUGU